AUGGUCAAAUCGGGGACUCUCACCCGUUUCCUGAGAGAUAGCACCGAGCGAGACAUGGAGGCUGCGGCCGUGACCUCCAAGAUGGCGGGAACAGACCUUUUGGCAGAUUCCCAACCACAAAGCCCACAACUCUCGGAGUGCUCUCUGAAAUCAUUGGAGAUCAACCCAGACCUGGACAUCAGAGAUCUAUUGAGAAACUUACCGUCGAAAACGGACAUGGAACGCAUGAUCCACAAAUUAGAAUCCACACUGCAUUCCAAGAUGGCGGAAAUGGGUACUGAAAUUCAGCAGCUAAAUCUGAAGGUGGGUGAUUUGGAAGAAGAAAAAGACCUUAUGCAGGCACAAAUAACUAACAUUAGACUCUCACAUACAAUUCAUGUCUGCCACCCAGAGGCAUAUUGA
Pelobates cultripes (western spadefoot toad) is the source of this 402-nucleotide messenger RNA. Lineage: Eukaryota; Metazoa; Chordata; Amphibia; Anura; Pelobatidae. The record is from the annotation of a GenBank genome assembly.